Molecule: messenger RNA, 6815 nt
Organism: Salvelinus fontinalis (brook trout)
Lineage: Eukaryota; Metazoa; Chordata; Actinopteri; Salmoniformes; Salmonidae
Gene: ptpn9a
Product: protein tyrosine phosphatase non-receptor type 9a
Exons: 13
Coding region: 492-2204 (570 amino acids)
Biological process (GO): protein dephosphorylation
Molecular function (GO): protein tyrosine phosphatase activity
Source: RefSeq, a predicted model, not a curated record
UCAUUCGUGCUGCUGGCAGAAUAGUAGUCCAGGCGACGUACGUAGAGAAUAAAAGAUUGAACACCAUGCCUUUUGACUUUACUCUUGAUUCUUAGCAAAGGUGGGUGACUUUACUGGCUGGACAAAUGGGUCAAAUUCGAUCAACUGCGAUUCGUCCCAGAGAAACGCCAAACUGUUGAGGACUAUUUUCUUCAGUACUCGAGAAGAUUUGACACAACAGCGAUUUUCGCUCAUGCAUGAGUCUUUUGAUGGAAGAUUCCAUAUAAUUUCUUAUUCGACUCAAACAGGCCAGACAAACAAAAACAGUAUAAGCUUUCCAUUUCUAUAUGAGGAACAUUUCAGUUUUGUGAAAUGCCAGUAACCUAGGCAAAACCGGUUGAGGUACUGCCCGGUAAGAGGAUAGAACUCUCGUCGUUUACCUUUACGAAAAGAAAAAAAGGCCACCAAGUUGAAGAAUUAAGGUGUCAGAAUCUCAAGAACGAGACUGAAGAAUGGCAGCCAGUUUGUCAGCGGAGGAAGAACAGGCUACCAAGGAGUUUCUGGAGGAAAUCAACAAGUGGACCACUCGGCAUGGAGUUUCCCCCCUGUCCUGGGAAGUGGCCGUCAAGUUCCUCAUGGCGCGCAAGUUUGACGUGCUCAGGGCCAUCGAGCUCUUCCACAGCUACAGGGAGACCCGUCUGAAAGAGGGCAUUGUCAAACUACAGCCCCAGGAGGAACCUCUGCGCUCAGAACUGCUCAGUGGAAAGUUCACUGUGCUGAGUGUGCGAGACCCUUCAGGCGCCUCCAUAGCCUUGUACACGGCCAAGCUCCACCACCCCAACAAGACAGGCAACCAUGUUGUCCUGCAAGCUCUUUUCUACCUCCUGGACCAGGCUGUGGAGAGCUUUGAAACUCAAAGAAACGGCCUGGUGUUCAUUUACGACAUGGCGGGCUCCAACUACACCAACUUUGAGCUGGACCUCAGCAAGAAGAUCCUCAACUUACUCAAGGGGGCGUUCCCUGCCAGGCUGAAGAAAGUGUUGAUAGUGGGCGCCCCUGUCUGGUUCCGCGUGCCCUACAACCUGCUGAGCCUGCUGCUUAAGGAGAAACUCAGGGAGAGGGUCCAGAUGGUCAAAAUGUCUGACCUCUGCCAGCACCUCCCACGGGACUGUCUCCCUGAGCACCUGGGGGGGCUGUUGCCCCUGGAUGCCCACGGCUGGAACCAGCAGCUUCUGGCUGGGCAGAACGGCCGUGUGGACCCCGUGGAUGAGCUGGUUGGCAUCCCCCUGGAGGACUCGUCGGUCCACAACCCUGGGCCUGAGGCCAUGCGUCUGCCUGAGCUCAUGGCCCACCUGGGUAGUCUCCAGCGCUCAGGCAUCCACCUGGAGUACGAGGAAAUCCGCAAGGAGCAACCACCUGGAACAUUCCAUUGUGCCCUUACUGCAUACAACCAGGAGAGGAAUCGCUAUGGGGAUGUCCUGUGUCUUGACCAAACAAGAGUUCACCUGAAAACCAGAAGAAACGAGAGAUCAGAUUACAUCAACGCCAGCUUCAUGGACGGCUACAAACAGAAGAAUGCGUACAUCGGUACUCAAGGACCACUGGAGAAAACCUAUGGGGAUUUCUGGAGGAUGGUCUGGGAGCAAAACGUGCUAGUCGUUGUCAUGACAACAAGGGCGGACGAGGGAGGUCGGAAGAAGUGUGGUCAGUACUGGCCUCUGGAGGAAGGCGGCCAGGAGGUGUACGGUCACAUGGCUGUGGUCAACCAGAGGGUGGACAAUCACUCCCACUACAACCAGACCACCCUGGAGCUGCACAACAUGGAGAAUUGUGAGCAGAGGCAGGUGACCCACUUCCAGUACCUGAGCUGGCCCGACUACGGCGUCCCCACCUCGGCCGUGACGCUCAUUGACUUUCUGGGGGCCGUCAAGAGGCAGCAGAGGCGGUCAGUGAAGGCCAUGGGGCCCCAGUGGAGGGGCCACCCCUUGGGACCCCCCAUGGUGGUUCACUGCAGUGCUGGCAUCGGCAGAACAGGUACCUUCUGUGCCCUGGACAUCUGUCUGUCCCAGCUGCAGGAUGUGGGGACGCUCAACGUGUGUCAGACGGUGCGGCGGAUGAGAACGCAGAGGGCCUUCACCAUCCAGACCCCAGACCAGUACUACUUCUGCCACAACGCCAUCCUGGAGCACGCUCAGAGACAGGGCCUGCUCUCAGGCAAUCAGUGAUGCCUGGGGGUCGCCUCGUAUUUCUCACAGCCAAUCUGUGAUGCCCUGGGUGUUGUCGUAGCCUAUCAGUGACCCUUCUCGCAACCAAUCUGUGAAUGCAGGGGACACUUUGUAGCCAAUCAGCAUGCCCACUUCUAGCGAAUGCCAUCACUUCCUCCCUUUUUAAGAGGCCUGUAAGACCAACUCAUUCCUCCUUCUGACUCUGCCACUACUGACAGAGCCACAGUUGUGAUGAAAAAUGUUACAUCGAUAGUAAGACAUAAUAACAUGCAAGACACAGCAACCUGGCAACAAAUGUUGUCAGUUUUGUGUCUUCUGAGGAAGAUUUUGAAUCAUUACGUGGCUGUUAUCUGUGUUUAUGCGAGUCUGUCGUUAGUGUUGUGACAUACUGCACACAUCAUUCGCUUUGGUGUCUUGUGCGAUCCAGAUACUUAGCAGUAACCGAUGACAUGAACUUUGCGUUCAACAUCCCUUUUAACAACCUGCCACAUCUGUGACCAGUUCAGUGACCUUUGAGAAGGCUUUUUCUCUUGCUCUCUCCCUCUCUCCAUCCUCUACCCGUGAAAGCAAAGAAGAAUGGUAUUGGAGAAGAAAGUAAUAAUAAGAAUAGUUUUUUUUUUCAAUGGUCUUUUGCCUCUUGGUAUGGUCGUUGUGACCUUAGCGAUGCAACUAUACUUGGCAUACAAGCGUUGAACCCCUCCUGGGACGACCCCCCCCCCCAACUUCUCCUGGGCCAUUGAAUCGAAUGGCUACAUGUAGAAGUUGCCCAUGAGAUGCAGGUGGACUUCUCAUCUUACCCUACCCCCAAUCCAAGCCUCAACCAUUGAGAGUUAAAAUGCAUAGAUGACCUUAAGUUCAACUUAAAGUAAUACGACACAUAUUAAUGUUUUUGUGAGCAGCUGAUAAAGUUGCUAUCUCAAUGCAUUUCCUGCAGAUCGAAUAAUUAAGAGCUGGCCUCCUGACAACACAUGAACCAUCUGCCUUCAUUCUGUUAUUGUAAGUCAUUCACAUUGGCUGUUCAAACGUUCCUUGUGAAAAUCUUGUAGUGAUCGUGACAUUAAAUGUUUGGUCGCCGCUGCUUUCACUCAGUAGUUGUUCCGUAUGCUUCAGUUGUGUCAUGUACGUCUGAGACGCCUAUGCGGCGAUGGACCUGGUGUAGGAAGGCCAUAACCCUGCUUCCGCUUUAAGACACCAGUCUUAGACCUCACCUCAGUAAAGUGCAAUAGACUUUUAUACACAGCCAUGUUGAAGCACUUUGUGCUUUUAGAGAUUACAGUUCUUGUGUUGGUAAAGUGCAUUUAAGGCGAAAUUACAAUUUUAUAGGAGAUUGUAUACAUGUGAUAUACAGUGCCUUCAGAAAGUAUUCACACUUACUUACUUGUUCCACAUUUUGUUACAGCCUGAAUUAAAUAGAUUUGUUUUCUCACCCAUCUACACACAAUACCUCAUGACAAAGUGAAAACAUGUUUAUUUUUAUUUUUUUUACAUUUAUUGAAAAUGAAAUACAGAAAUCGAAUUUACAUAAGUAUUCACACCUCUGAGUCAAUACUUUGUAGAAGCAUCUUUGGCGGUGAUUACAGCUGUAUGUUUUUUGGGGUAAGUCUAAGAGCUUUGCACACCUGGAUUUUACAAUCUUGGUAAGCAAACUCCAGUGUAGAUGUGGCCUUAUGUUUUAGGUAAUUGUCCUGCUGAAAGGUGAAUUUGUCUACCAGUGUCUGUUGGAAAGCAGAGUGAACCAGGUUUUUCUCUAGGAUUUUUCAUCUGCUUAUAGCUGUAUUCUGUUUUUAGCUUAAACUCCCUAGUCCUUGCCAAUGACAAGCAUACCCAUAACAUGAUGCAGCCACCACCAUGCUUGAAAAUAUGAAGUGCUACUCAUUGAUGUGUUGGAUUUGCCCCAAACACAAAGUUUUGUAUUCAGGAAAAAAGUGAAUUUCUUUGCCACAUUUACUUUAAGUGCCUUGUUGCAAACAAGAUGCAUGUUUUGGAAUUUGCGUAUCCUGUACGGGCUUCCUUUCACUCUGUCAUUUAGAUUAGUAUUGGAAAAGGGAAAGGGGGAUACCUAGUCAGUUGUACAACUGAAUGCAUUCAACUGAAAUGUGUCUUCAUUGUGGAGUAACUACAAUGUUGUUCCAUCCUCCGUUCUCAUAUUACAACCAUUAAAUUCUAACUGUUUUAAAACCACCUCUGGCCUCAUGGUCAAAUCCCUGAGCAUUUUCCUUCCUCUCCAGCAAUUGAAUUAGGAAGCACGCCUGUAUCUUUGUAUUGACUGGGUGUAUUGAUACACCAUCCAAAGCCUAAUUAAUAUUUUCACCAUGCUCAGAAGGAUAUUCAGUGUCUGCUUUUUACAUUUUUUACACAUCUACCAAUCAGUGCCCUUUGCAAAGCAUUGAAAACCCUGCCUGGUCUUUGUGGUUGAAUCUGUGCUUGAAAUGCACUACUCAAUUGAAGGACCUUACAAUUUAUUAUCUGUAUGUGUGGGGUACAAAGAUGGGGUACUCAUUCAAAACUAAUGUUAACCACUAUUAUUGAACACUGAAUGAUUCCAUGCAACUUAUGCGAUUUGUAGCACAUUUUUACUCCUGAACUUAUUUUGGCUUGCCACAACAAAGGGGUUAAAUACUUAUUGACUCAAGACAUUUCAGCUUUAAAUGUUUUCACAACCAAAAUUCCACUUUGACAUUUGUGUGUAGAUCAGUGACACAAAUCUUAAUUUAAUCAAUUUUUUAGGCUGUAAAAACAAAAUGUGGAAAAAGUAAAGGGGUGUGAACUCUCUGAAGGUGUAGGUACAAUUAUAACUUCAUUACUGUUGGUUGGACUUUUGACCUUAAAGUAUUCAGACCACUUAACUUUUUCCACAUUUUGUUAGCUUUAUUCUGAGAUAUAUAAAAACAAAAUUAAAUCCUCAAUCUACACACAAUACCCCAUUAUGACAAAGCAAAAACCGGAUUUUAGACAAUUUUUACAAAUGUAUAAAAAAAAUUAAAAAACACUUAUUUACAUAAGUAUUCAGACCCUUUGCUAUGAGACUUGAAAUUGAGCUCAGGUGCAUCCUAUUUCCAUUGAUCAUCUUUGAUGUUUCUACAACUUGGUUGGACAUGAUUUGGAAAGGCACACACUUGUCUAAAGUCCCACAGUUGACAGUGCAUGUCAGAGCAAAAACUACGCCAUGAGGUCAAAGGAAUUGUCCGUAGAGCUCUGAGACAGGAUUCUGCAGCAUUGAAGUUCCCCAAGAACACAGUGGCCUCAUUCUUAAAUGGAAGAAUUUUGGAAGCACGAAGACUCUUCCUAGAGCUGGCCGCCUAGCCAAACUGAGCAAUCCAGGGAGAAGGGCCUUGAUCAGGGAGGUGACCAAGAACCUUAUGGUCACUCUGACAGAGCUCCAGUGUUCUUCUGUGGAGAUGGGAGAACCUUCCAUCUCUGCAGAACUCUACCAAGCAGGCCUUUAUGGUAGUGGGCAGAUGGAAGCCACUCCUCUGUAAAAGGAGACUAGUCAGGAUCAAGGGAAAGAUGAAUAGAGCAAAGUACAGAGAAGAUCCUUGAUGAAAACCUGCUCCAGAGCGUUCGGGACCUCAGACUGGGGCUAAGGUUUACCUUCCAACAGGACAAAGACCCCAAGACAAUGCAAGAGUGACUUCGGGACACUGAAUGUCCUUGAGUGGCCCAGCAAGAACCUGGACUUGACCUGAUCGAACAUCUCUGGAGAGACCUGUAAAUAGCUGUGCAGAGACACUCCCCAUCCAACCUGACAGAGCUUGAGAGGAUCUGCAGAAAAUAAUGGGAGAAACUCCCCAAAUACAGGUGUGUCAAUCUUGUAGUGUCAUACCCAAGAAGACUCUGCUGUAAUCGCUGCAAAUGGUGCUUCAACAAAGUAUUUAGUAAAGGGUCUGAAUACUUAAGUAAAUGUGAUAUUACACUUUUUUUUAAAUAAAUGAGCAAAAAUGGCUAAACCUGUUUUUGUUUUGUCACUGUGGUGUAUUGUUUAGAUUGGGGGGGAUGAUUUAAUCAAAUUUAGAAUAAGGCUGUAACAAUGUGGAAAAAGUGAAGGUCUGAAUACUUCCCGAAUAUAAUCCAUCUGAACCUGACAUCUUGUCAUGAUUACACAUAGAAUAUUACCGUUCCCAUUGCUGUACAGUGCCUGCAUCAUUCCAUGAUAUCUUAUAGUUGGAUGAAAUAAUGUGUUCUUUGCAACUGAAUUCAUAUUGAAUUUGCUUGAAGUGGAGCCUCAUUUAAGUCCGCCAUCCUUGUGCACUCUUAAUUAUUUUAGAAUUAUUACCUUCAAUGACGGACACAAAGUGUGACCAAUAUUAUUUUUCUAUUGUAUUCAACUUUUUCUUACAAGUAUUCAGACUUUAAAAGUAUCUACUUUAAAUUAUAUUCCCAGUUGUAACAUUUAUUAGUAUGAUUGAGGACAACUGAAUCAAACUAUGCUGUAUGAAAAGCCAACAUUUGUCUAUACAUGUGCAUUUGAAAUGGUUCUGUCUUUAUUACCCAAUUUUUUUUGCCAAGUAUUAUGUUUUCCAAUCGAAGGAGAUUGGGAUAUGUCCAAUAACCUUUCAAAGGAAGACCGAAACAGUGUAUUCAGCAUAUUAAAUGAAAAAUGGUGAUUCCCAA